UUUAUUGAGGAAUUGGUGGUUUCCCUGUGUAAUUACCCAGAACUCUCUGGGGCAGUGCUUUAACCGUGGGAGCGUGGGUCUAGUUUUAGUCGGCCAUUUUGAAAUUCACAACGUGGUAAAAAUUCGACAGAAAAGUUGAUAAUUUCGCUUUUAUUUGCGAUUGGAAUUGCUAUUUGCUGAGCUGAGUGACUAGAAAGAAGCUACUCAAAGUCUAAAGAAUGCUUUGCCUUCCAAAUCCGAGGAUAUUUAGCGUUGUAAAGGCAGGUUUAUCGUUUACACGAAGGACAGCGAAAUGCUUGAGUUUACCKGCGCGUUCCAUCUACUCCAGCAGUACCGAAAUCGAAAAAUAUUUAAAAAAGCUGAAACUUGGUCGAUUCSAGUGUUUUGAAGAAUCAAACAUCACAAAACCUUGUGUAGAGGUCCUUAAAACCAAUUACGAGGAAUUGGACGUUGUUCACGUGCGAACUAGACAGCCACAAGUGUURUAUCUCMGAACUGAGCUGUUAUUACAGAGACUUGCUUUCCUAAAACCAAUUGGAAUAACCAGCAGGCAGAAGAGAAAGCUUAUUGAACAAAGUCCCCCAGUUCUUGURCUUGAUUAUGACCCUGGAAAGACUGAGGGAAAUCAAGUGAGUUACCUAAGGGGGGUAGUGAGAGGCAAUAUGGACAAUGAGGAAAGACGAAGUCUUAUAUUUCAYCCAUGUACWCCUAUGAUUGURUUGAGAGCUUUUGAUCUUCGUAAUCAUAUUCAGUUCAUCCAAGAACAGCUUGGCAUGGCCCAAAAAAGUGUACUUCAGUUYAUUUUGAAUACUCCRAGCUUUCUCAUACAUCGUAGAUCAGARAUGACUGAAAAUUGUCAUKUUAUUCAUAAGCACAUGUUGCCGCAAGGUUUUGAUUUGGAUCGACACACUGCGGAACUAUUUCCACCAGUGUAUCGUGGCUGUGGUGAGCACAAUCCAUUGAUUCAUACUAAGCUUGCUACUGAAGACAUGGCUGCCUCUAUGMCAUUGUUAGGCUUGAGCGAUAUCUUGGAUUUCUCRUACAAGGAGGAUCAUGGGAARGGACAGCCRGAGGAUUUGGUUGAAUUUUUAACAAGAGCUGAAGCAAGRGAACUCAGACAAAGAUACAAUAAAAAAAUGUAAUCGAUACUCUCUUGUUUGACAGCUUGGMUUUAUGAUAUGAUUAAAGACUUUGUA
Messenger RNA from Exaiptasia diaphana, 1196 nucleotides. RefSeq lists its product as uncharacterized. Lineage: Eukaryota; Metazoa; Cnidaria; Anthozoa; Actiniaria; Aiptasiidae. Gene Ontology annotation, molecular function: double-stranded DNA binding. Gene Ontology annotation, biological process: regulation of DNA-templated transcription. The transcript has a single exon. The record is from RefSeq and is a predicted model, not a curated record. The coding region runs from base 219 to 1142 and encodes 307 amino acids.